AUGGUCCUCGUCCUUGUCAUUGGAGAUCUCUACAUCCCCAAUCGCGUACAUGACCUCCCUGCGAAGUUCAAGAAACUCCUGGUGCCCGGCAAGAUCCAGCAGAUCCUCUGCACAGGAAACGUAUGCGACCGCGAGACGUACGACUAUCUUCGAACAGUAGCGAGCGACGUGCAUGUAACAAGAGGAGACUAUGACGAAAGCUCAGCGUUCCCGUUCUCUGUCACUGUGACCCACACUCCGAUAAAGAUAGGCGUCAUACAUGGACAUCAAUGUGUGCCAACAGGAGACUUGGACGCACUUGCAGGUAUCGCGCGUCAGCUGGACGUGGAUGUACUUGUAUCCGGCCAUACACAUACCUUCCAAGCUAUCGAAUAUGACGGAAAGUUCUUUGUGAACCCAGGGAGUGCGACGGGGGCUUGGACGGGUCUGCCUACUGCCGCCCCAAAUCCAACACCAUCAUUCGCUCUUCUCGACAUUCAAGGGCCUGUCGUCGUGACAUACGUGUACCAGCUGGUGGAUAACGAAGUGCGCGUGGAGAAGAUAGAGUACCGCAAAGAGCUCGUGCCUGCCAAUGAAUCGAGGUGCAGCACCGUUAUGCCGCAGAACAUCCCAAGUUCCCCUGCUCACCAGUCUGUCUGGUGA
This is a messenger RNA of Coniophora puteana RWD-64-598 SS2, 642 nucleotides long. RefSeq names its product Metallo-dependent phosphatase. Gene Ontology annotation, cellular component: endosome; retromer complex. The record is from RefSeq and is a predicted model, not a curated record. Lineage: Eukaryota; Fungi; Basidiomycota; Agaricomycetes; Boletales; Coniophoraceae. Gene Ontology annotation, biological process: intracellular protein transport; retrograde transport, endosome to Golgi. Bases 1 to 642 code for a protein of 213 amino acids. The transcript is spliced from 5 exons.